CCUUUCCACCCACCGCAGUCCAACAAGGUUUCGACAAAGGGAAAGUUCAGAUAAAACCACAUCGACCAGUGAGAGAUUUCCCUUUUGAAUCUUUUUGCAGCUUUUCAGAGCAGGAGCUGAGCUCGAAUAUAAACUGCGGCCCCUCCUGUUGCCAGUUUCGAUCCCGGGAUGUCGAUUGUAAGUGUUUUCCCUGUGGAUGCCGCCACCCUGGUGUUGCUGGGGGCUCUGACCAUUAUCCUCCUGCUGUAUUUCAACAGCGGCUUGAAAAAUCCUGGAGUCGUCAACUUCCCCCCGGGACCCCCUCCUCUCCCAGUGAUCGGGAACCUGCACAUGUUGGAUCUGAAGAAGCUGAACAAAUCUUUGAUGAAGCUAUCUGAGAAAUAUGGCGAGGUAUUUAGCAUCAAGCUGGGACCCACAACUGCAGUGGUGCUGACCGGUUAUGAAGCAGUGAGGGAAGCUCUCGUCAACAAUGCAGAUGAAUUUGGAGAAAGAGCACACAUCCCAAUAUUUGAAGCACUUACAAAAGGACACGGUAUUGUUUUUGCUCAUGGGGAGUCAUGGAAGCAAAUGCGAAGAUUUACCCUCAGCACAUUACGAGAUUUUGGAAUGGGAAAGAAAACCAUUGAAGACAAAAUAAUUGAGGAGUCAGAUUUUCUGGUAAAAAGGAUUGAUGCUUAUAAAGGCCAACCGUUUAAUCCAACUAUGAAAAUGAACUCUGCUGUGGCCAAUAUAAUUUCCUUGAUAGUUUUUGGUGACAGAUUUGAUUAUGAGGAUGAAACAUUUAUUGGUGUAAUAAAGAGAGUGAAUGAAAAUAUUCAACUUUUUGGUUCAGCUAUGGUCCACCUGUACAAUGCAUUUCCAGUCCUGAAAUUCUUUCCUGGGUCGCACAAUAAGGUUUUUACCAACAUAGAGCAGACUAUUGUCUUCCUCAAAGGCUACUUCAAGGAAAAUCGUCAGAAACUAGAUGGCAAUGACAUGAGGAGUUUUAUCGAUGCAUUCAUGGUCAGACAACGGCAGGAAUCAGCCAACCCUAAUUCAUACUUCCAUGAAGACAACUUAAUGUACACGACGAUUAACCUGUUUGCUGCAGGGAUGGAGACCACCUCAACUACACUUCGUUGGGGAAUGCUUCUGAUGAUGAAAUAUCCAGAGAUCCAGAAAAAGGUUUAUGAGGAAAUUAUCGGAGUUAUUGGAUUGGAACGACCUCCCAGAGUUGAGGAUCGGAAAGAUCUGCCAUAUACUGAUGCAGUAAUCCAUGAAAUCCAGAGGUUUGGUGAUGUUGUACCAAUGAGCAUCACACAUGAAACAACAGCAGACAUAAACUUCAGAGGAUACUUCAUUCCAAAGGGAACCCAUGUAAUCCCAUUGCUGUCCUCUGUGCUGUAUGAUAAAACUCAAUGGGAAAAACCAAAUGAGUUCAACCCAUCUCACUUUCUGAAUGCUGAGGGCAAAUUUGUGAAGAGAGAUGCCUUCAUGCCCUUCUCUGCAGGUCGGAGGGCUUGCACUGGUGAGGCUCUGGCUAAAAUAGAACUGUUCCUGUUCUUUACUAUAUUGAUUCAAAAGUUUAUCUUUCAAGUUCCACCCGAUGUCAGUGAACUGGAACUGGAGCUGGAGUCUGGUGUGGGUUCUACUUCAUUCCCAAAGUACCCAUAUGUGUGUGCUGUGCGUCGCUGAUGUCACCACUUCAUCCAUGAUUUACCUGAUCUCCCUUUUCAUUAAUCAGUUUCAUUAAUCAAUGGCUGUUAUAUUUGAUGUUUGAUUUCCUUGCGAUGUUUCCUGGAUUUGUGAAUCAAUUUUCUGUUUGACUGCAGUGACAGAGAUCGGAGAAAGUGAGAACUGCAGAUGCUGGAGAUCAGAGUCGAAAAGUGUGGUGCUGGAAAAGCACAGAUGGUCAGGCAGCA
Chiloscyllium plagiosum (whitespotted bambooshark) is the source of this 1901-nucleotide messenger RNA. RefSeq names its product cytochrome P450 2K1-like. Gene Ontology annotation, molecular function: oxidoreductase activity, acting on paired donors, with incorporation or reduction of molecular oxygen, reduced flavin or flavoprotein as one donor, and incorporation of one atom of oxygen; iron ion binding; heme binding. Gene Ontology annotation, cellular component: cytoplasm; intracellular membrane-bounded organelle. The record is from RefSeq and is a predicted model, not a curated record. NCBI's taxonomy places the organism in Eukaryota, Metazoa, Chordata, Chondrichthyes, Orectolobiformes, Hemiscylliidae. Gene Ontology annotation, biological process: xenobiotic metabolic process.